This is a messenger RNA of Symbiodinium natans, 630 nucleotides long. NCBI's taxonomy places the organism in Eukaryota, Dinophyceae, Suessiales, Symbiodiniaceae. The record is from the annotation of a GenBank genome assembly.
GCUCCACACAGCUCAAGCAGAGGCGAUGAUCCUUUGUCGGUGGACGACCCUUCGGCAAAGCAAGGGGCAGACAAGGCUCCACACAGCUCAAGCAGAGGCGAUGUUCCUUUGUCAAUAGACGACCCUUCGGCAAAGCAAGGGGCAGACAAGGCUCCACACAGCUCAAGCAGAGGCGAUGACCCUUUGUCAAUAGACGACCCUUGGGCAAAGCAAGGGGCAGACAAGGCUCCACACAGCUCAAGCAGAGGCGAUGACCCUUUGUCAAUAGACGACCCUUCGGCAAAGCAAGGGGCAGACAAGGCUCCACACAGCUCAAGCAGAGGCGAUGAUCCUUUGUCAAUAGACGACCCUUGGGCAAAGCAAGGGGCAGACAAGGAGAUAGCGCUGCUCCUCAACGAAGUGGCAGCGGCCGCAAGCGCAGCGGCAGAGGCGCAGUCCAUCGUGGAGUCCCAGGCUACUCCUGAUGCUUCUUCAUUGGCGCAAGAGGUAGCUGCAAGCCAGAAGGAGCCAGCAGCAACAUUGGAGGCCGAGGCUGCCGCACUGCAUGAGCGGAGCCGUGGUUCACAGGAAACAUCUUGCGCCACUGGUUGCUUGGCAGGCCUUUCCUUGUUGGGGCGCCUGGGUCAGUGA